AUGGUGGUCGCUCCGGCCAAGCGAGUGCCCCUUCGGCCAGACCUCUUUCCCUCCAUCGGCUUCACGACGGACGUGCGGGGCCUGCCGAACCUCCUGGAGAGGAUCCAUGGCGGGAAGCUCAACGGUAUGGAGCUCGCAGAGCUUGAGGCCAUGGAGGCGAAGGUUCGCGAGCUGAGGCUGGCCGGAAGGAGUUGA
Molecule: messenger RNA, 195 nt
Organism: Effrenium voratum
Lineage: Eukaryota; Dinophyceae; Suessiales; Symbiodiniaceae
Source: the annotation of a GenBank genome assembly